This is a messenger RNA of Rotaria sp. Silwood2, 909 nucleotides long. NCBI's taxonomy places the organism in Eukaryota, Metazoa, Rotifera, Eurotatoria, Philodinida, Philodinidae. The record is from the annotation of a GenBank genome assembly.
AUGUAUACAUCAAUUCUUAAUCCGAAUUCUUCAUCAUCAAUCAACACGAAUAUUAAUUCCAUUUCAUCUUCACAAAUUCAUCUUGAACUUAGUAAAAUUCUUCUUAAACAUGAUUCGCAUGCCAUACGUUUAUAUGAUUUUAUAAAUCAUGUGAAAAUUUUUUUUUAUAAUUCAAAUGAAUUUCGUUGGGAAAAUAAUUCAUAUAUUGAAGGAAAUUUAUUUAUUUAUGAAAGGAAAUCUAUCAUAAACAAUCAAAUAUAUCCAUCGUAUGCAUUUGCUAUUAUUAAUGAAAAACAAAAAUUUAUACAAGAAAUUACUUCAGAUAUGUCACACUAUGCUGAUAAAUUACGUUUAUUUUAUGAAAUUGUAAUAAAUGAUAAAUGUGAAGUAUUUUGUUUAUAUUUUGUGAAUGAAAAUGAAUGUCAACGAUUAAGUGUAUUUAUUACGCAAUUUAUUCAAUCAAUACGAAACUUUAAACAUCAACAAUCUCCUCUAAUUACUACCAAUGAUCUUCAAGCUACAGAAAAAAAUGAACAGUUAGUAUCGGAAAAUUUGUAUCAACAACAAACACCCACUCAAGUAUCCAAUUCAACUGCAUCUCAAAUUAGAUCUUCUCGACAAACAUUAACUCAACAACAAUCAACUCCAACAACAAAUAGUAAUAAUACUGAAGAUCCUACAUUAUCGCUCAAACGUUUGCUUAAUAUUUCACGUGAAAAUGAUUUACAUAAUGGAUCAAGUUCUUUAGCAGAAAAAAAUCCAAUAAAUUUUAUUCCACCAUCUGCCUUUGAAUCCGUAUCAUCAAUAAAUGUUGAACAUUUUCGUAAUGUUCUUCUUCAUUUAGUUCAAAAUAAUGAUCAUUUUUUUGAUAUUAUACAUCAAGCAUGUCUUAAUGAUUCCAUACAAUAA